AUGCCGCCAGCGCUCAGCGACACCGAGCAAUCGGACAAUGACUUCGAUAUCCCGGUCCCCACUACGCGCGACCGAUCCACGAAGUCCAGAUCACCGGAUAAGUCAGACGAGGAAAUGAAUGAUGAACCGGUCGAGAAUGGAUAUGCCGAGGACGUGGCAGACGAUAAGGAGGGAGAUGACGAGGAUAAUGACGAGGAAGACGGAGACGAGGAGGAUCAGCUCUUCUUCAAAGUGAAGUGGGAGGGCUACUCGAAGAAAGCCGACCAGACGUGGGAACCCGAAUCGAACCUGACCGAGGGUGCACCAGAGAUCAUCGCCGAAUACUACAAGUCGGUCGGCUCGCGGGCAAUGAUCCUUGAGGAAUCCCGCAAGGGAAAGGAGGCAAAGAAGCGCGGACGCCCUGCCUCUAGCACACCAGCAGCCUCGUCAAAACGCGCGCGCAAGAGCCGCGACCACCCGUCCGAUAGCACACCACCAGCAAGCGCCACAGCGAACACCUGGAAGCCGCCGAGCGGUAGCUGGGAGGACGACGUCACCACAAUUGAUGCAUGCGAGGACGAGGAGACGGGCAAGCUGAUUGUGUACCUGAAUUGGAAGAACGGUCAGAAGACAAAGCACACGACCGACGUCAUCUACAAGCGCUGUCCUCAAAAGAUGCUUCAAUUCUACGAGCGCCACAUUCGGAUCAUCAAGACAGCUACGGGCACGACAGAUACCGAGCUGAAAUAA
This is a messenger RNA of Verticillium alfalfae VaMs.102, 729 nucleotides long. RefSeq names its product heterochromatin protein one. Gene Ontology annotation, biological process: negative regulation of transcription by RNA polymerase II; chromatin organization. Gene Ontology annotation, molecular function: chromatin binding. The transcript is spliced from 5 exons. The coding region runs from base 1 to 729 and encodes 242 amino acids. Lineage: Eukaryota; Fungi; Ascomycota; Sordariomycetes; Glomerellales; Plectosphaerellaceae. The record is from RefSeq and is a predicted model, not a curated record. Gene Ontology annotation, cellular component: pericentric heterochromatin; nucleus.